GACAGGAAGAGAUGAGACCACUGAAAGAUGACGUAUAUGAUUUGCAAAUAAUUUCUCCCACUUUGUGACUUUUGAGUUUUCUUUUAUUUCUUUUUUUAUUGAGGUAUAAUUGACAUCUUUGAAUUUUCUUUUUUUCCCAGUUUAUUGAGAUAUAAUUGACAUACAUCACUGGAUAUGUUUAAGGUGUCCAGCAUAACAGUUUGACUUACAUCUUUGAAUUUUCUUGAUGGUGUCUUUGUAGCACAAGAGUUUUUAAUUUUAAUGAAGUCCAAUUUAUCCAUUUUGAGUUGACUUUAUAGAUGGCAAGCGUCGCAGCUUGUUUCUUCUUUGCUUACGGAUCUCCAAUUCUCCUACCUCCAUGUGUUGAAAGGACUGGGCAGGUAUAUUUGAGCAGGGCAGGCUGCACAGGCACAGGGCUGCGCUGCCAGCUAGUCGGACUGCAUGUGGUUGAGCAGACUGUGGUGAGCGUGUUGGUGCUCCAUGGUGAGCAGAGAUAGGAUGGGCCGAUUACCGAGGGCCUCGGUCUCAGGUCAGUUCUUUUUGAAGACACUUCUGGGGCUGGACCUUUCGUGGCGGCUCCCGGCGGUACUACAACUCCCAGCGUGCAUCGCGCGGGCCAGCCCUCCGCGGCGGGGUAAAUCCCCGGCCGGCCUGGAUGUGUGGCGGCGAGGGAAGGGCUGAUCCGCGGGUUCCGGGUUUUUGAGGUCGACUUAAGGCUUUGGCCUGCGCGAGGGCUGAGGAGCGGAACGGCGAGCCGUAAGACCUACCCACUCAGACACGCCCCCGGUCUCUGGCCCGCCUCUGCCUUCCUCUCUGGUCUGGCCCCGACUCGUUUCUUCUUCCAGUUUCCCGCGGGGAGUAACCCUUGAAGACGACCAACCGCAGCCGAGCAUUUUGCCGGCCGGGCCAAUCAGAGGCGCGGGUGAAAGAGGCGGAAGUAGAAUCCCGGCCAGGCGGCCGGUGGGGUGUCCGUUUCUCUCGGAAAGGGUAGGCCGCCCCGGCUGGAACCCCGAGGGGAGCAAAGGAGCCUUGGCGGGGUGCGGAAGUGUACGGGCCUCUCCGCUCUCAGUGGGGCGUCGGAGGGGCCAGGCUUACCCUUCAGCGGCCCCCUUCAGGUGUCUGGGCCCAGCCUCGGCCGCCAUGGCUCACAGGACCCCUCCGGGCUCUUCAGCCUCUCACGCCAGCUGCCUGGACCUGUGGAGGGAAAAGAAUGACCAACUAGUUCAACAGGCCAAGGUUGCUCAGGACUCAGGUCUGUCUCCGAGGCGCCAGCAGUUGGCUCAAGAUGCACUGGAAGGGCUCCGGGGACUCCUCCAUAGUCUGCAGGGGCUCCCUGCGGCUGUUUCUGUUCUCCCCUUGGAACUGACUGUCAUCUGCAAUUUCAUUACCCUGAGGGCAAGCCUGGCCCAGGGUUUCACUGAGGACCUGGCACAGGAUAUCCAGCAGGGCCUAGAGAGAGUGCUGGAGACCCAGGAGCAGCUGAAGGCCAGGCUGGAACAUGGGCUUAGGGGGCUGUGGGACUCCGUCCUCCAUGUUUCCUCCCUUCUGCCGGAGCUGCUCCCUGCCCUUCACCACCUUGCUGGCCUGCAGGCUGCCCUUUGGCUGAGCACUGACCGUCUUGGGGACCUGACCUUGCUGCUGCAGACCCUGAAUGUUAGCCAGAGCGGGGCCUCUGAGGAUCUCCUGCUGCUCCUGAAAACUUGGAGGCCCCCAGCUGAGGAGUCAGAUGCUCCGUUGACCCUGCAGGAUGCCCAGGACUUGAGGGGUGUCCUUCUGACAGCAUUUGCUUAUCGCCAAGGCCUCCAGGAGCUGAUCACAGGGAACCUACCCAGGGCACUGAGCAGCCUGCAUGAAGCGGCCUCAGGUCUGUGCCCACGGCCUGUGUUGGUCCAGGUGUACACAGCCCUGGGGACCUGUCUUCGUAAGAUGGGCAGUCCACAGAGAGCUCUGCUGUACUUGGUUGCAGCCCUGAAAGGGGAAUCAACCUGGGGUCCCCCGCUUUUGGAGGCCUCCAGGCUGUAUCGGCAACUGGAGAACACGGCAGCAGAGAUCGAGUGUCUGGAGCUGCUGGUUGAGGCCUUGAGUGUCGCUCAUAUCCCUGAAGCCCCACAGCUUCUCAUUGAAGUAGAGUUACUACUCCCACGACCUGACCCAGCCUCACCCCUUCACUGUGGCACACAGAGCCAGGCCAAGUACCUGCUAGCAAGCCGAUGCCUACAGACGGGAAGGGCAGAGAAUGCUGCAGAACAUUACCUGGACCUGCUGGCCCUGUUGCUGGAUGGCUCGGAGCCAAAGUUCUCCCCACCCCCAUGCCCCCCAGGGCCCUGUGUGCCUGAGGUGUUCUUGGAGGCAGCAGCAGCGCUGAUUCAGGCAGGCCGAGCCCAGGAUGCUUUGACCGUGUGUGAGGAGCUGCUUAGCCGCAUGUCAUCCCUGCUUCCCAAGAGGCCCCGGCUGUGGGAAGAUGCCAGAAGAGGAACCAAAGAGUUACCACACUGCUCACCCUGGGUCUCUGCCACCUAUCUGCUUCAGGGCCAAGCUUGGGUGCAACUGGGGGCCCAAAAGGAGGCAAUCAGUGAAUUUAGCCGGUGCCUUGAGCUGCUCUUCCAGGCCACACCCAAGGAUAAAGAACAAGGGCCUGCUUCCAGCUGUGAGCAGGGGUGUACAUCAGAUGUGGCACUACAACAGCUUCGGGCAGCCGCCCUGAUUAGUCGUGGACUGGAAUGGGUGGCCAGUGGCCAGGAUACCAAAGCCCUACAGGACUUCCUUCUCAGUGUGCAGGUGUGCCCAGGUAAUCAAGACGCUUCCUUCCACCUGCUUCAGACUCUGAGGAGGCUGGAUCGGAGGGAUGAGGCCACUGCUCUCUGGCGGAGGCUGGAGGCCCAAACUGAGUUGCCACAGGAGAAUGCUGCGUGGUCUCUCCCCCUGUACCUAGAAACCUGUUUGGGCUGGAUCCAUCCCCCUGACCGUGAAACCCUUCUUGAGGAAUUUCGGACGUCUCUGCUGGAGACUCGUGACCUGUAGCUGCCACGUUUCAAAGAAACUGAGCUGGGGCCUCAGUGGGCCAUCUGUGGGGAGGGCUUUCUGCUACACCGUCCUUGGGGAACAUGGCUGGAGCUGACCAUUCCAAUAUAAGUCUGGCAUUGGAGAGGCUGGUGGUAGUUCUCCAAAAUUUGGUCUGGUUACUGCUGUUCUGGUUCCAGAAGAAGCCCCCCUUCCACCAACAAGGCAUUGACUUUGCUCAUAGCACGUUUUUUCCUGUUUCCCUUUUCAUGUGUUGAGUAAAAUUUCAUGUCUAUCU
Messenger RNA from Balaenoptera musculus (blue whale), 3298 nucleotides. It is a transcript of the gene FANCG, whose product is annotated as FA complementation group G. Bases 1141 to 3021 code for a protein of 626 amino acids. The record is from RefSeq and is a predicted model, not a curated record. Gene Ontology annotation, biological process: interstrand cross-link repair. Gene Ontology annotation, molecular function: protein binding. Lineage: Eukaryota; Metazoa; Chordata; Mammalia; Artiodactyla; Balaenopteridae. The transcript has 14 exons. Gene Ontology annotation, cellular component: Fanconi anaemia nuclear complex.